AUGCGGAACUUGUGGCACUUAGGCCUGGACACCCAGGCAAAGAUAGAGGCCUACACAGAACUACAAACCGAGUUCCACCAGCUGCUCAUGUCGCGGGUCAGCGAGCAAGGCCCGAUCUCCUCGUGCCGUUCAAGCUGCAGACCCCCUCUCAGGGUCGCCCUUGCAGGCAAGCUCAAGUCAGAACCACAAGCAAUCUUGGAACUGACGGCGGCCAACAGAGCGCCCCUUACCUUCCCUCAGGACAUCGAGGAAGAGUGCGGGGAGUACUACGCGCUCCUCUAUGCUGAGCGCCCCGUUGAGAGCGCGCUCUGGGACGGACUGUGCGACCCGCUUCCAAGAUUUCACGAAGGACUAGCUGAAGGCCUAGACGGCCCCGUCACGAGGAAGGAAUGCUGGGAGGCGGUGUCCACUCUUUCCAAAGACAAGGCACCCGGUCCUGACGGUCUUCCUGUGGAGCUCUUCCUAAAGUUUUGGGACUUGCUGGCGGAUCCCCUGGUGAAAAUAUUUCAGAGAAGCAUAGAAGGCGGCUACUUACCGAGCUCCAUGCGCCAAGGAGUGAUCAAGCUGAUUUGCAAGGACAGCGCAAGACGUCGUGACUUGGCAGCGUGGAGGCCCAUUACCCUCCUUAGCACCGUAUACAAAAUCUUGGCCAAGGUCUUACAAACCCACUUGGCUCCAGUGAUGCCCGACUUGGUCUCUCGCAGCAUGUUUGUUCCGUACCAGGGCGCACGGGACAGCAGAACCUCGUUCCGUCGCGAGGCCCGGCGCCCGCUGAUCAACAAGUUCCGCAGCCUCGGAGCCUCCGAGUGGUUCCUGGACCUGGCCACGCGAGUGCUGGACAUUCCAGAGCGCUGGAUCCAGCGCCGGGUGUCCGUGGACGACCGUGCUCACAGGCUGCCCGAGGGCUCCCUGGUGCGCCGGUUCUCGCUCAAGAGGCCGCUGGACGUGGGGCCCGCCUGGACGCACUGGGGCUUCGGCGGAGACGCGGCCAAGCUAGACGUGGAUUUCAGGGUGGUCUGCGCCCAGGGCUUCACGGGCGCCAACUGCAGCGACGAGUGUCCGGCUCCCGACGCCGUCGGGGCCAGGUUCAGGUGCCUGGCGAACGGCAGCAAGGAGUGCCUGGAGGGCUGGACCGAGCCGGAGUGCGACGUUCCGGCGUGCGCCGACGGCUGCCACCCCGAGCACGGCUUCUGCGAGCGUCCCGGCGAGUGCCUGUGCAAGAUGGGCUGGGAAGGGGCGCGCUGCGAGCGCUGCACCCCGAUGCCCGGAUGCCUGCACGGUACCUGCAACGCCAGCUUCGAGUGCAACUGCCUGCCCGGCUGGGACGGCUUCUUCUGCAACAGACCGAUGUGCGGGGACGGCUGCCAUCCAACCAGGGGCUACUGCGAGAAGCCAGGACAAUGCAGCUGUCGGUUCGGGUGGCAGGGCGAGAAGUGCGACCGUUGCAAGCCGCUGCCGGGCUGCCUGCACGGCCGCUGCAGCAAGCCCUUGGAGUGCCUCUGUGACGACGGCUGGACGGGCAUCUUCUGCCACAUACCGGUCUGCUCUUCCAAGUGCCACUACGAACACGGCUACUGCGCCAAGCCCAAUGAGUGCAGGUGCCGCGUCGGUUGGAUGGGCGAGCAGUGCGACGAGUGCUGUCCGUACCCUGGCUGCCGGCACGGAACCUGCACCAAGCCCUGGGAGUGCCACUGCCAACCUGGCUGGGGAGGAUCACUGUGCGAUAAAGAAACCGAUGCGUACCGCGACAUCUUCGUGCAAGGUUUGGGCCAGAAAACCCCUUACGACCAAAAUGUUUUCUUGCCAGAGGUCCCGCAGAGUCACUGUAGCUGGUGUCAAGACGACAAACUGGCGAACUUUGCUUGA
This is a messenger RNA of Ixodes scapularis (black-legged tick), 1866 nucleotides long. RefSeq lists its product as uncharacterized. Gene Ontology annotation, biological process: cell communication; motor neuron axon guidance. The record is from RefSeq and is a predicted model, not a curated record. The transcript has 8 exons. NCBI's taxonomy places the organism in Eukaryota, Metazoa, Arthropoda, Arachnida, Ixodida, Ixodidae. Gene Ontology annotation, cellular component: membrane. Bases 1 to 1866 code for a protein of 621 amino acids.